This is a messenger RNA of Parascedosporium putredinis, 1011 nucleotides long. The record is from the annotation of a GenBank genome assembly. Lineage: Eukaryota; Fungi; Ascomycota; Sordariomycetes; Microascales; Microascaceae.
AUGGAGACAAUCGCGCUGACCCGCGCCAGCCUCGAGGGUCGCCUCCUAUUCGCCGUCCCCAAGAAGGGUCGUCUCAACCAGGCCACGCUAAACCUCCUCGAGGGCGCCGAUAUCCAGUUCAAGCGAGAGAACCGUCUUGACAUCGCCUUGGUCAAGAACCUCCCCAUCGCUCUCAUCUUCCUCCCCGCCGCCGAUAUUCCCACCUUUGUUGGAGAAGGCCAGGUUGACCUCGGAAUCACUGGCUGGGACCAGGUCCAAGAACACGAUGCCCGUGUAAGGGCUUACAACCGCGUACGGAGGGCCUCGGUCGACGCCUCCUCAUCCCUCGAUGAUGAAAUCAAGAACUCCCACAGCGAGAUGGUCAUGGAGCUCGGCUUCGGCGGUUGCAAGCUUCAGGUGCAAGUCCCCAAGAACGGCCCCUAUCGAACCUCGCAAGACCUCAUCGGCAAGACCAUCGGAACGAGCUUCGUCGAUCUGGCCACCGAGUACUUCGCCAGGCUUGAGCUUGGUCUGGACGUGGGCGAAGGCGUCGACAACGUUCCCCUUGUCAAGAAGCCUCGCACCAAGAUUAUCGAGCUGAGCGGAAGUGUUGAGGCGGCAUGUGCUCUCGGUGUUGCCGAUGGAAUUGUUGAUCUUGUCGAAUCCGGAGAGACGAUGAGAGCUGCCGGUCUCACCGCUGUUGACACCGUGGUUGAGUCUCAGUCUGUCCUCAUCAAGUCCCGCAACCCCUCCAACCCCGAGCUCGUCGAGCUCAUUGCUGCUCGUAUCCGCGGUGUCAUUACCGCCCAGCGCCACGUCAUGUGCCAGUACAACGUCGAACGCUCCAGGCUCCCUGUAGUCACCAAGAUCACCCCUGGCAAGCGUGCUCCUACCGUUACGAGCCUUGACGAGGAUGGCUGGGUUGCUGUCAGCGUCAUGGUUGAGUCAAAGAAGAUUGCCGUCGUCAUGGAUGACCUCGUCAAGGCCGGCGCGCAAGAUAUCCUUGUCCUUGAUAUCAAGAACUCGAGGUAA